Molecule: messenger RNA, 1223 nt
Organism: Botrytis porri
Lineage: Eukaryota; Fungi; Ascomycota; Leotiomycetes; Helotiales; Sclerotiniaceae
Exons: 3
Coding region: 206-964 (252 amino acids)
Biological process (GO): pentose-phosphate shunt; pentose-phosphate shunt, non-oxidative branch; carbohydrate metabolic process
Cellular component (GO): cytosol
Molecular function (GO): D-ribulose-phosphate 3-epimerase activity; metal ion binding
Source: RefSeq, a predicted model, not a curated record
CCCGAUUUAAUGCCUGAUAUAUCAGUUGCUUUUUGCUUUGGUAUUGAGGUAAGCUCUCGCUGAGGGGGGACGAGUACGAAUAAAACAGAUUCCCCCACCAUAAAUACAACUUUGUCUGACGUACUUUCAGGAUCCAAAUCUGCAAGACUUAUUUCUAAUUUCUAACUCUUUCCGUCAGCAUAUCUGCCGAAAGAUUAAUAUCAAAAUGUCACCUCCAGCUAUUAUUGCUCCAUCUAUUUUAUCUGCAGAUUUUGCAGAAUUAGGCAAAGCAUGCUCUGAUACAAUCGGUCAAGGAGCAGAUUGGCUCCAUGUAGAUAUCAUGGAUGGGCACUUUGUGCCAAACAUUACUUUUGGAGCACCUGUCGUCACAAAAAUCAGAAGCCAUGUCGAUCGACCAACGGCUAAACAUGGAAAGGGAACAUUCGACUGUCAUAUGAUGAUUGCUGAGCCAAAGAAAUGGGUAAAGGAAUUUCAAAAGGCCGGAUGCGAUCUUUACUGCUUUCACUACGAAGCUGCAAUCUCGAGCACUGCAGCAGAAAGUCCGGAAUCAACGAGCGAAUCGAAGACAAACCCAAAAGAAUUAAUCAGAUAUAUCCAUGACAAUGGAAUGUUGGCAGGAAUAGCGAUCAAACCAGAUACCAAGGUUGACGUGCUAUGGGAUAUUCUCGAGAACCCCGAAGAAAAGGAAAGACCAGAUAUGGUAUUGAUCAUGACCGUCCACCCUGGGUUUGGCGGACAAAAGUUUAUGGCAUCUGAAUUACCCAAGGUCGCUGAACUCAGAAAACGAUACCCAGACCUCAAUAUCGAAGUUGAUGGUGGAUUGGGUCCUGGAACAAUUGAUCAGGCCGCAGAUGCUGGCGCCAAUGUGAUUGUUGCGGGUAGUGCUGUUUUUGGAGCCAGAGACCCAUCCGAAGUUAUUGCCAAGCUUAGACAGGCUGUUGACAGCAGAAGGGAAAAACUUUAAUGACAAUGCAAUGUAAUGUGACAUACAAGUUCGUACACGGCGGCAAUAACGGAACAUGGUCGGAUACAUAGAAGUCGAUAUAUGUGUUCGAUCGUAUCGCAAAGUUCCAAACUUCAAUGCAAGCGGCAAUGCAUAUAGAAAAAUAGAGAUAGAUUCCCAGUCUUAUCCGUCCAAUAUAACCUUCAACUUCCUUAAUUUGACAAAAGGAGUUCCACAUAAGAUUGCCAUGCAACGCAAACCCUUCCGGCUUCGAGGAAAG